Molecule: messenger RNA, 883 nt
Organism: Entrophospora sp. SA101
Lineage: Eukaryota; Fungi; Glomeromycota; Glomeromycetes; Entrophosporales; Entrophosporaceae
Source: the annotation of a GenBank genome assembly
CAUGGAUGUUAUAUCAAUAAUUGAAAAGAUUACAGAUCUUGUAACUACAGCUUACAAAGCUUAUAAUAAUGUAAAGUACUUCAAAAAAUUCUCUACAGCAAUAUAUGAUAGAAUAGAAGCAGGAGCAAAUCGUUUAAAUUAUCUGAAAAGACAUCAGAAAAAAAUUAAAGAAAAAUUUCCUGAUGAAAAUUCUAUUGAUAACCUUCAACGUUACCUCAAGGCAGUAACUACUCUUACAAAAUUGCUUGUUGAUUUUUCAGAAUUACACCUUUUAAAUAAAUACAUUAAGUCAAUAAAUUAUAAAGACAAAAUUAUUGAUCAAAUAAAAAAAUAUGAUGAAAUCAUUAAUGAUUUAAAUCUGGAUAUCAAUCUGGAGAAUUUUGAAACAGUUGAAAACUUAAAUGUGCUAGUUGAAGAAGGAUUUAAUGAUGUAACUCAGACAUUAGAAUUAAUGAAAAAAAAUAUGGACAACAUCGGAAACAACGUGGACAAUUUAGGAAGCAACAUGGAGUUUGUAAUGGAAAUGGUUGCAUGGAUUAGCAAAAAUAUGGAAGAGUUAAGCAAAAAAUCGGAUCAACCUAAUUUUAAAAGUGAAUUUCCAGAUAAAGUUUUGGACAGUUGUAAAUUGACAGAUCCACCACCAGGCGAGGAUACAUUACGUGAAAUUUCCCAACAUAUCAGGAAGGGUCACCGAGAAUAUUUAAAUUUUGAGUCAGAUGAAAUUCAGAAAUGUUUUAAAAAUAUAAUUUCCACAGCUUGGCAUCAAAAACCUGAAUUACGUCUAAAUAUGCCAGAUAUUCUUAAACGAUUGGAAAAGUUAUACAAAAAAAAUUAUUUUACAAAAAUAAAGCCACACUGUGAGGAUAUAACUGAUAGCAAUUAA